Molecule: messenger RNA, 4312 nt
Organism: Musa acuminata subsp. malaccensis (wild Malaysian banana)
Lineage: Eukaryota; Viridiplantae; Streptophyta; Magnoliopsida; Zingiberales; Musaceae
Source: RefSeq, a predicted model, not a curated record
GUUGUGCAUCGUUGGUGAAGCCCGAUCUCAUCGAAAAGCCUCCGCACGCAAUUGGGCGAGCCGAGCGAUCCUUUCGGAGCGCGCAAAAAGCAAUCUUCGAUUUCCUUCUUUCUUCAGCAAGCUUCAGACUGUACUCUCUCUCUCUCUCUCGGGGAGCGAGAAAGCAAAGAUCCAGUUCUUGCUCCCCGUUGCCCACGUUGCUUUCAGAUAUCCUCGUCUACACCCUUGGAUCGAUUCUGGUCCUUCUUUCUUCUUUUCCUUUCCCGGUUUGAUCAGGAGGGGCUACCUUUUUCGCUAGACCUCUUUUCUUGAUCGCCUUUUCACGUUGUUUGUGGCUUCCUUUCCACCUCGGUGUGCGAUGGCUACAGAUAUGGAUGUGUACAGUAGCAUGUCAGCUUUCUUGUCAACUGAUCCUUCUAGGGAAGCACUGGAACCUUGUAUUCAUGGUGCUCCCACCUCCUCUUUCUCCUCCACUGCAAGCUCGACCUUCCCCCAGCCUCUCUGCUUUCCUUCUCUCUCCUCUUCUCCUCCUUUCUCCUCUCUGUUUCACCAAAAUCCUAUCUUUUUUCUCUCCUCGCCUUUAUCAUCGAGCGCCCAAAUGGUUCCGCAGCACGUCCAAGCUCAGUUCCAGUACCAGCAGCAGCUCAUGGCCGCUUCCUCCGACCGCCGGAGUCUCAGGAGUGGGAACCUCCUCGCUCCGCACUCUCGGUCGAUGAAGCGUGCUGGGGCGCCGCCGUCGCUUCCGAAGCCUACGAAGCUCUUCCGCGGUGUCCGGCAGCGCCACUGGGGCAAAUGGGUCGCGGAAAUCCGCCUCCCCCGCAACCGCACCCGCCUCUGGCUCGGGACCUUCGACACCGCCGAAGAGGCCGCCUUGGCCUACGACAGGGCCGCGUUCAAGCUCCGUGGCGAUGCCGCGAGGCUCAACUUCCCGGAGCUGCGGCGCGAUGGGGCUCACGUGGGACUGCCCCUGCAUUCCUCCGUGGACGCCAAGCUCCAGGCCAUCUGUGAAACCCUGAAGAUUUCGCGGAAACAGGGGAGUACUUCACCCAGCUCAGUGAUCAGGUACCAAGCCGGCACGAACGAUGAACUCGGUGACUCGGGGUUGGAGGAUAUAAAGUCCGAGAGCUCACUGUCGUUGGAGGAGGAUGAGUCGUCCUCAGGGUCAUCGGCUGCAUCCGCGAUCCAGUACUUGGACUUCUCUGAGGCACCAUGGGAUGAAUCAGAGAGCUUCGUGCUGCACAAGUAUCCAUCAUGGGAGAUCAAUUGGGAUUCCAUUCUCUCCUCAUAUUAGUAGUCUAACAGUAUGCAAUCUUAUGAUAGAUUUGGUGUAGUUUCUGGUUUGGGGGGUUGGCUUGGUUGCUGCAAAUGGCGUAUUGGACAUUUGCUGGCAAUUGCUGUAUCAUUUGGGUCCUUCCUGCACUAGCAAUUGAAUCUUUAUUCACAGAAGGAAAAGCCAUCAUUAUGACACACAAUUGUCUCGAGACCUGAUCCAUCCACUGCUGCUUGUGCCAGUAUGCCACUCAUCUUCUGUAUGUGUGCAGGCCAUGCUCUAUCUGAACUGUAAUCUGAAUCAAGCUAAAUAGAUCCCUUUGGCCAGGGUGGGAGGUUUUGAUCAAAUAGACUCCAUUGCAGGAGUUUGGUUCCUUCCUCCACUAACUUCAUCAACAAAUGGAGGUUUCAACUCUCAACUACUCUUCUCAUUUUCCUACUUUAUCAGUUCCUUCGACCAGAAGUCUCUGAGGUUUACUUUCAUGUUCAAUCCUUAUCUGUAUCUCUUUUGCUAGUUGAUAGGAAGUGGACUAUGUGUCAACAGAGAAUGAAGAAUCUGGAUGUAUACAUCUGCUUGAACUGUGAAAAGGACACCAUUGUUAUCUGAAACAAGUCUGAACCCAUGACACCCCCAUACUGCAUUCAUGAUUGCAUGGGAGUUAUGACUAGGUUCCCAUUCCAAGCCACACAUACCAAAAACAUUCCAUCUGUCUUUGCUUUAUCUUUCUCCCUCAAGCAUUUGGAUGUUCAUGGCUUCAGAGACAAUCUUUUCUGGCUCACACUUCUUAGCCUCCUUUUUUUUUUUUAAAGGAUAAUUGAGGGGGUAGUCCCCCACCUAGAUCAUAAUCUAAAAAUCCAAUUAUGAUCUCACAUCAACAUACCUGAAUUCCUCUGGAAGCUUAUGGAAGGAAGUCACUUGAUAAAGUUGGCUCAUGUAGUCUUACAGGUUAGCAGAAUAUAACCAAGAAUCAUUUCUUACAGUAAGUGGGUGGAAGACCUGAGCCUCCCUUAUGCUCUGCCACUUGAUUGCAAGUUCUUUCACAAUAAUCUUUUACAGUCCAGCCUAUGUGGGAAUGAUUGAUGAUGCAACUACUUUCUAGUAUCAAACAUCCAAUCCAUGCAAAGUCAACCAACCCAAGGCAAUUAUCCCCAUUGAAGUAGUGACACAUGGAUCCAUGAUAAGAGGCAAUGUGUUGUUCAUUAGUUGACUUUGACUUGGAAUGUUGGUGCUUGGAUAAAAAAGAGCAUUAGCCUUUGCAGAAGCAUUUUUUUUGUUAUGUAAGACCUCAUGAAAGAUCCAACAGAAAAGCAAGACCAAAGCAGCUGUUUAUGACAAGAAGCACUUGAGAAUGCUGGUGAGUUUCUUUGUGGAUGGAUACAGAAGAUAAAGUAUCUAAAUGUAAAAGCAAUCGAGAAGCUACUACCUAUUGGCUUGGUCCUGUGGAUGGCACUUAACAUCAUGUAGGUGGCACAAAAUUUAGUGGAAGCAACUCAUAAACAUCCUGAAAGCUAAGAUGGUUGACCUCUAUCACUUGUUUGCUCUUCUUUCCACGGUAGGUGGUCUUUAGUCAACAUACAAGUAUAUUCCUAUCUAAAGUUACAUGCUCCAUUUUGAUGUUGGAUACUCUGCUGCUAUGAAUCAUUAUUCUUUCUAAUAAAUCAUGUGGAGAACACUUUUGUGGUUUUAGUUAAACUACAAAUUAUGGCCAAAAUGGACAUGGAUAUUUCAUAAUAUGAGAAUUGUUGCCAUCAUCAUAUUGUGAGAGAUUAGUAAAGAUGAGGGAAAUACUAAUACAAUUAGAAUGUUUCUCAAUGCCAUGAUAACCAUCCUAAGAUUUCUCUGAAAUUUAAUUAGGAAGGAACCACAACAUAGAUUCUUUGGACUUCUGAAAUAUAAUUUUGAUGGUCAGAAUGAUGGUUCAAGUGAUGCAACUGAUUUAACAUUCAAGCAGAUAUAUCAGCUGCCUAAGCUAUGUUAGUAUGGUACUGCAUGUCACAAUAUGAACAAGUUCUUGAGGUCCAAUAAUGCAAAGAACAUAAGAACAGCAGUGGUUAAGAGGCAAUAAAAUUUACAGGUCUUCCAUAAUUUACAAGUAUUGGGCUUGGGAUUUCAGGGCUGAAAUUUGACCCACCUCAAUGGGCCUCCACGAUACAAUUCGUGGAAUGGCCCUGUUCUACCCCCGUGUCUUGUUUGCAAUGGCUUCUCUUUUUCUUCUUUCUUUCUUUCUUUCUUUUAAGAAUCAUCAUGAAAUAUGGAUGAAACUUCUUUCAUUACUCUAGUCAGGACUCAGCGGAUCCAGAUAUAGUUGAUGAGAUAAAAAAACAGGGGCAAAUAGUCUUCAAAUUCUCAUAAGACUAACCUAAUUACAAUUAUUCUUAUACAGUAAAUUCAUUUAGUCCAUGGACAUUUACAUUUUUUAAUGAUCUUCUAUUCCAUGAUUUAAUCUCUUGAUGCUCUUCUACUUUACAAUUAUAUCAGCAAUAGAAGCCUCUUCCAUGCACCUGCUAAUGGCACAGCUUCUCCCUGCAAGCUUCUGGCACAAGCAAUGAGACCCAACUUAAGGUCAUCUGCUCCCCAGGACGGGGAUUGCAUCUAAAUCAAGUUGUUGCUUCUACAAUUGUUCGGCAUCAUCCAGGACUAGGAAUCCAACUUGUCUCCAACACGGAUGUAAUUGGCAACCAUCAUGAAUCCCAACUCGCACUGUCGAUGAUGUCCUCGGUGGUGGCAUCGCAUGUGGAUGCCUUCCUUGAAGAUCCAACCAAGCAUCCCAAGGACAGUGACGGCGAGAAGGAUCACAGCAGCCAUGCACCGAUUCGUGGCAGCAAAUUGGCUUCACAGGGAAGGCGGAUGGUAUCAAAACUCGGGAGCUUUUUGUGUGUGCAGACUCUGAUCUGAUUCAGUGAGCAAAUGAUUGGAUCAGCUGGAAAGAAAGAUUUGUAUGGCUGAUGGAAACAGCGGCAGUAGCUUCGAUUCUUGUAGCUAACUUUCCAUCUUACCAAGAACAUAAUUAUUUUGAUAUCAUAAUAAAUAUUAUUUCUUUUC